AUGUUGCUCCACGGAACCACUUUAGUGGCUUUCAGCGGUUUUACGAAUUUUCUAUCAGAUUAUCGUUCGUCUUUUUUCUUUUUUUUUUAGCUCGGUAAGGUUUAAUAUAAAAUUUUCGUUGUGUACUCAGGCACUGGUGGCGCGCGCUGCGCUUCAGGCGGGGGCGCGAUUGGGGUCCCCGCUCAUUUUUUGCCUUUUUUGUUCGUUUAAGCUCAUAAUUUCGGCUUUUAUUUCAUUUUUAUGCGUUUCCUCUCAUCAUGAUGCUUAGUUUAACAUUAAAAAAAAACUCCACUACAUCCAUUUUUCGAUUUUAAUAUGGUUCUUCAAAAACUUGAACAAAUGUGCUCGAAACCGGUUUUAAAAGUGAGCAUACAUACUAAUAAAUAUUAAAAAAUAACCAACAAACAAUUUUAAAAAGGUUUUCCCACUCAAAAGGCUAAAAAGAGAGCCAGAAACCCGGCGCUUCCCCCACCCUGUGCCUGAGUAAUAUUGAAGUAAUUUUUGAAAUUAAAAGUUUUCAGAAAGUUGAAUUUUUCUUUUUAUGCUUUCAGAAAGGAAAGUUCUGCCGGUUUUUAAUGUAUUUCAGUUUGCAGGAAGAUGAAUCAUAGCCGGAACUUUCAGAAACUCUUCAUUCCAACAUAGGCAUCUCCGAAAGUCUCUACACUCACGUCAAGUCUCCUUUGGGUCUUCUUUCCAACAUCCGAGUAAGUUAAUAUAUAAAUUGAAGAAAUUCCCGGACGGAAAAGUUUCAGCGAUAUUAGAAGAAGAAGACUGGACAGCAGAUGCGCCUCUUCCUCCUGAUGAGCCGCCAAUCUCACGUGAAACAGUAGAUAUUAAACCCGAUGUUAAAAAUUUGAGGUUUGAAAAAUCGUCAACUGAUUCUUGGUUCGAAUAAAUCUUGAAGCUUGAAAAUACUCAUUCAUUGAUUUCCAAGAAGUUUUGUUUCAGCGGUUAACAAGUUCCCAGCUUUUGCAAUCAAUUUCCAUCUUUAUUUUGAAACGAAGUUCUAUUUUCAGUCCCCUGGCUAACCUGGAUUUGAUAUAUCGGCCUUGUGGGGACGAUAGAUGCGGCGCCGUGUUCACCCCUCGUGUAAACUGUGCUUCCGAUCGGAUGAAAGCCCUCAAUAACAUUCCACCUGUUGAAAUGUGAGUUUUAUCACGACUUUCAACAAUUUUUCUCUUCAGAAAAGUUGAAGUUGAUCCGAUGGACGACCUGGCAGACAUUUACAAAAGACUGCUGCUAGAAGAUAAAAAAGCGUAUGCGGAAAGAAUGGAAGUUUUGAGCAAACUUUGCACUUUAGUAUUGCCGGAGCCGAAAAUAUGAAAGAAACGUCGGUGGACAACUCAGCCGUGUCUGAACAAGCUAAGGAAACGGCUCCUGAAGAGGAAACCAGUUAUGCGGCGAAUUAUAACGAGGAAGAAGCUAUUCCCCUGGACCACUGGGCUGCUGUCUAUUAUUAUGAGGAGAAGGAGAAGGUUCUUUUUAAGCAUCGAAUCAUUUAUUUAAAGAAAACAGUGGGAAAUUAUUCAAAAAAAAAAGUAGAAAGCAAGAUAAAAAGUUUAAAAAUUAGGGAAAAUUUUCCGGAAGUGUGAAAAAGUAUAGUGGUUGCUUUAUGUCUUGAAUCGCUAAAGAAAAAGAAACAUAAAUCAAAAAAACCCGGGGAACUGAGUUUCUAUAGUUAAGAAUCUCAAAAUCUUCGUUGGUUUUAAUUUUUUUGAUGCUAGUUGAGAGUUGUGGUCAGAAAAAUUGUCCCUUUUCUCAUCAUUUUGUUAUUUUUUAAAUUAAAGAUCGGCAAGAUAUUCUACGCGAUUGACCCAUAUUUUAACGUUAACGGCAAGACGGUUAGAACGACGGAUCGACGGAAAAUGUCCCUGAGUUCGGCUCCGAACAGUUUCUCGCGGCCUGUGAGCUCCAUCAUCAGAAAUCAACUUGGUAAUGGUUCAUUACUUUCUUUGACAAGGCUGAAAAGGCAGUGAUGUUACCGAACCAAACAAAAAACAGAGGGUUUUAUUUUUAUUUUUUCGGGAUCAGUUGUUGAACUAAGCUUCCUUUUUCUUUAGAUUUCAAAGGUUUUUGAGAGAAAAAAGGUUCCAUCUGCCUGACCAAUUUAUCGCAAUCGCAAAAUUAGAAUUUUCAGUCUGAAAGUUACCCUAAGCCACUGACUCUUGUUUGAUGUUCGAUCCCCGAACGUGAACAAUUUUAAUUCACUACAGUACUUCAGAAAAAAAAAGGAAAAAACUUAAUAAAAAUUUUCGAAACCCAAAUGUAUUCUUCGCCAUUAUUUUUUUACUAAUUUUCUACCACUUUAUUUCAGGAGAAGGGAUCGACGUUGUGAUGAAAAACGGACAGGUGAAACUGCAGUGCAAAGCCGAAUGUGCGGUUUUCGUGCAAUGUCCGCAAAGAGCUCACAUCCGACAAGAUCCGCCCAACUGCGUCUAUCGACUCAGCUCCAGGGAUAAGGCCAAUCGUCAGUGAUUUCUCAUAAGCUUCAGGAAAAAUAACUUCUAACUCAAUUGAAAGCAUUUUUAGAUGCCGCAUUAGGGCAAACCAAAAUGUAGGGACCUAGGUGAAAAACAGUUUCGGAGCGUUGAAUAUUCUUAUAAAAUCAAUAAAAACCUUGCGAAUAUAAAAAAGAUAUUUAUUGUUGUCCUAAUUGCAGAAGAACUGGUGAUCUUCGACGAAGAAUAUUUCCGGCUCGUUUUGGACAAAUGCGCCGAUUCCGAGUGCGAAGACAACUACUUCUUGCUCCACGUUAGCUUUCCGUUCAAUUACCAUUUUUAUUGUUCUGGACUCUUCAGAACCACUGCAUAACUCGGAUUUCUUUCGUGAAGGGCUUCGGCGAGGCUUACCCGAGGAAGGAAAUCACACAGACGCCGUGUUGGAUCGAAAUCCAGUUCGUUUACAAGCUCAAGGACUUGGAUUCGGUGAGUUGAGACAUAUAUUUGGGAUUUUGAUAGACAUAUUCCAUCUUUUCUUUAGUUCAUUAAAGUCGGACGUAAUUUUACGAUUUCUUUAAAACAAUUUUUGAGUUCUUGACGCUUUUAAACGUAAAAUAUUCCAAAAUUUUCUGAAAGCAACAGUUUUUCAAGUUUCUUUUUUUUAUUGAUGCUCUGUUCUCAAGGUACUUUCGAAACGAAUAUAUUUUCAGGUUUUCGAAAAAAAACAUUUUUAAGUUCUGAACGACCUUAAACGUAAAAUAUUUUGAAUAUCCUCUCGAAUAGAGUCCAAAUUCAACAAAAAUGCAUGCUAUUAAUUUUCCAGGCUCUUCGAUCUGGUUACUUUGGCUGA
Molecule: messenger RNA, 3288 nt
Organism: Caenorhabditis auriculariae
Lineage: Eukaryota; Metazoa; Nematoda; Chromadorea; Rhabditida; Rhabditidae
Source: the annotation of a GenBank genome assembly